Amphiprion ocellaris (clown anemonefish) is the source of this 1566-nucleotide messenger RNA. Its product is annotated as plexin-A4-like. Gene Ontology annotation, cellular component: semaphorin receptor complex. The transcript has 6 exons. Bases 1 to 597 code for a protein of 198 amino acids. Gene Ontology annotation, biological process: negative regulation of cell adhesion; regulation of cell migration; regulation of cell shape. Gene Ontology annotation, molecular function: semaphorin receptor activity. The record is from RefSeq and is a predicted model, not a curated record. Lineage: Eukaryota; Metazoa; Chordata; Actinopteri; Pomacentridae.
AUGUGCCUAACGCCACCUGUCAGGGAGGGGUGGGACAUUCUCUUUUUCCCAGAUGCCAACAGGUGCGCCAGGAAGGAGAAAUGUGAGCGCUCAUCAGAGCCCCGGCGCUUUGCAUCGGACAUCAAGCAGUGUGUGCGUCUCAGUGUCCACCCCAACAACAUAUCAGUGUCCCAGUUUAGUGUCACGUUGGUGUUGGAAGCCCAUAACGUCCCAGAACUUUCUGCAGGUGUCAACUGCACCUUUGAGGACUUGGCUGAGAUGAAUGGCUUGGUAGAAGGAAACCGGAUCAAGUGCUCCUCCCCUGCUGAAAAGGAAAUGCCACGCAUUAUAGUUGACAAAGGUGACCACCAGAUUGUGCAGCUCUAUCUCAAGUCCAAAGAGACAGGCCUGGCAUUUGCAAAUACCAGUUUUGUUUUCUACAACUGUAGUGUGCACAAAUCGUGUCUUUCAUGUGUGAGUAGUCCCUACCAAUGCCACUGGUGUAAAUACAGGCACGACUGUACCCAUGACCCUCGCACAUGUUCCUUCCAGGAGGGGCGAGUCAAGAAGCCUGAGACUGCAUCCUCCAUCCUGAACCAUACACAUAGUCUUACCUAAAGACACUGAUGAAACUGGGGACACUUCCUGUUCUCUUUGUCUUAUGAAAGCCACAGGAGGAUAUUUCCCUUUCUUCUUCUCCUGUCUACAGCACAGCAUGUUCAUAUCCUGAGCUGCUGCCAAACCUUUCCCUAAUAUAUCCAGCUGGUUGGGAGAUACCAAACACACAAAAAUAUUAAUGUUACUGAAUACACAUCACUAUCUCCUAGAAAAUAUUAGAACCUUGGUUUCCUUGUAUUGUUUACUUCUUGACUGGGCUGCGGUGAUCAGUGUUGUGGAGUUUAUUUACCAGAAACUUAUUGAUCAAGUGAUCAGGGUAAUUUUAUUAAAGAAGCUAAAUGCCAACAGUAGUAGCUGUUGGUUGCCAAUAUUAGACAGAAAUGGUAGGGAGAGGUGCUUUGGUUCGAUUCAGUGAAGUAUUUACAGAGUGAAGAGAGAAAGAGGAUGUGCAAAAAUUGAGGGUGAAAGCAGAUGUAUCAAAAAUGGAAGAAAAUUACAAACAUGCACUGAAAUUCAAAGAUUAAUGAGCUUAGAUCUGAAAACACAGCAAUGGAAAGGGCCCAAUAAAGCAAGACACAUGAGCAGCCAUGAUCAUAUAAGCUUUUGCAAACAGGAAAAUUAUAUUUUCAACAAUUUUACUCACACUAUCUGUCUAUUUUGCAUCAGAGUCUACAGACUAACGACGGAUCUUAUAAUAGUGAUAUUAUACAUUUGUACAUGUGAAUAUGUAUAUUUUCACAUUUUUUCCAGUAAUAACAAUGGAUUCUUACCAACAUUUUAGGCUAACUAUCUUUUAUUUCUACCCUAAAAUGAAGUGAUAAACCUGUUUAUAAUUCAACUGAUCAUUUGAAGACUUCUGUUUCUUGUAACAGUAAUGUAAUGUUAUUGUUUUAAUGUUGGUUUGUCCUCAGGUUCAAUGAGUAGAAUACUUUCAUAAUCAGUAGAAAUAAUGAUGCCACAAAAUUAUUU